Seriola dumerili (greater amberjack) is the source of this 2231-nucleotide messenger RNA. RefSeq names its product autophagy related 16 like 1 (gene atg16l1). Gene Ontology annotation, molecular function: protein binding. The transcript is spliced from 21 exons. The coding region runs from base 169 to 2031 and encodes 620 amino acids. Lineage: Eukaryota; Metazoa; Chordata; Actinopteri; Carangiformes; Carangidae. Gene Ontology annotation, cellular component: autophagosome membrane. Gene Ontology annotation, biological process: negative stranded viral RNA replication; autophagosome assembly. The record is from RefSeq and is a predicted model, not a curated record.
GCCAAGAUGGCGCUAAGUUGGAGCGAAUUAGCGGAAGAAGCUGAUGUCGGUUAGCAAGACAAACGGAACCGUUUAACACCGACAGCGCCGAAACAGCAGCACCAAGGUUAACGGAGAGGCGUCUGAGGAAACGAGCCACAACCCGGGAUUCCGUUGGUUGGUGUGGUGAUGGCGGAGCGGCGGGUGGAGUGUACAUGGAAGAGACACAUCUCAGAGCAGCUGAAGCUCAGAGACCAAGUGCAGAGACAAGCCUUCGAGGAGAUCAUCCACCAGUAUAACCGUCUGCUGGAGAAGUCAGACCUGCAGACUGUUCUGUCAGAGAGAUACCAGACUGACAAAUAUGACGUCCAGAGAGGACACGAAGCCAGUUCGGGUGCAGACUCGAAUCGCAGCGAAGCUCUGCAGCAGGAAAUGGCUCAGAUGAGAAUUAAACACCAGGAGGAGCUGACAGAGCUGCACAAGAAGAGAGGAGAGCUGGCUCAGAGUGUGAUCGAACUGAACAACCAGAUUCAACAGAAAGACAAAGAGAUCCAGAGCAACGAGGCCAAAAUGUUGGAGUAUCAGCAGCAGAUCACCAACCUGGAGGGAGACUGUCGGGAGCUGAGGAACUACCUGCAGGACCUGGAGAGGGCAAACCAGACGCUAAAGGAUGAGUAUGAUGCCCUGCAGAUCACUUUCUCUGCUCUGGAGGAGAAACUGAGGAAAACAACAGAGGACAACCAGGAGCUGGUGUCUCGAUGGAUGGCAGAGAAAGCUCAGGAGGCCAACAGGCUGAACGCUGAGAACGAGAAGGACAGCAGACGCAGACAGGCCAAGUUGCAGAAGGAGCUGGCUGAUGCUGCCAAAGAGCCUCUGCCCAUUGACCCGGACGACGACAUCGAGGUUCUGGCUGAGGAUGGAGGGAAGGGGGGAGGAGAGACCUCACCAAACAGACCACUCAGCAGAACUCCCAGUAAGAAAAUCUCCCAGCCUCCUCCUGGUGGUCUGCUCGACUCCAUUUCCAACAUAUUUGGAGUGUCUGAGUGUGUUCAGCCUGGACUCCUCCCACCACACUCCAGGCGUCGAACCGCCAACUCUUUCAGCACUUCACCUGAAAACACAGAGGCCCCGUCAGGAGGGUGUGCAGAGGUUCGAGUCCCGUCCACAGCUCUGCACGUGUUUGAAGCCCAUGACGGUGAAGUGAAUGCAGUGAGGUUCAGCCCUGGCUCUCGUCUCCUGGCUACAGGAGGGAUGGACCGCAGGGUGAAGCUGUGGGAGGUUGUUGCAGGUCACUGUGAGCCUAAAGGAGCUCUGACCGGCAGUAACGCAGGAAUCACCAGCAUUGAGUUCGACAGCGCUGGUUCGUACCUGCUUGCUGCCUCUAAUGACUUUGCCAGUCGGAUCUGGACUGUGGACGACUACAGACUGAGGCACACUCUGACAGGUCACAGUGGGAAGGUGCUGUCGGCUCGUUUCCUAUUGGACAAUGCUCGAAUCGUCUCUGGGAGCUAUGACAGAACGCUCAAACUGUGGGACCUCCGCAGCAAAGUCUGUAUGAAGACGGUUUUCGCUGGUUCCAGCUGUAACGACAUCGUCUGUACGGAGCAGUGCGUCAUGAGUGGACACUUUGAUAAGAAAGUUCGAUUCUGGGACAUCAGAGCGGAGAGCAUAGUGCGGGAGCUGGAGCUGCUGGGCAGAGUGACGUCUCUGGACCUGAACCACGACCGAACCGAGCUGCUCACCUGUUCCAGAGACGACCUGAUCAAGAUCAUUGACCUGCGCACCAACUCUAUCAGACAGACAUUUAGUGCUCAGGGCUUCAAGUGUGGAGCUGACUGGACCAGAGUGACCUUCAGCCCGGACGGCUGCUACUUGGCUGGAGGAUCAGCUGAUGGAGCUCUGUAUAUCUGGAACGUCCUGACGGGGAAAGUGGACAAAACUCUUGACCGGAACCACAACUCUGCCAUCAACUCAGUGUCCUGGUCCCCUUCAGGAGCCUACGUGGCCAGUGUGGAGAAGGGCAGCAAGGCCAUCCUGUGGUCCGACAUGUGAUUGGCUGAACUGUGUUCCAGCUGGACACCAAUGGAGACAGAGACUCUGUCCAGUGAGAGGAUGGUUUAUCAGCAGCUGGAUGAUGAAAUGUUUGGAGCUUGCAGCUGUGGACAGAUGUGUCAGUCAGAAGAAAUGAGACGCUGAGAGCUGCUGCUCUCUUGUCUGCCUUCAUGUUGAACAUAAAAACGGCUUGAAUCACA